AUGCUCCUCUCCACGCCAAAUCGCGACUUCGUUCACUUACGCGGACGCAAGCACGACUCAAACGUCUCACCGCGACGCGUGCAGUACAGCACUCCAUCCAAGCCGCAGCGGCGAGCGGAGUCGCCGAUGCUCACGCCGUCCCCGCUGCGCUACCCGUCGCUCUUCAGCCAGGACCUGGCCGAUCAGGAAGACGAUGUAUUCCAGUCGCCCGUGUACCCUUCGACUGCGCGGGCGCAAUCGUCCGCACGCGUCUCGACUGGCGCCCACGGCACUCGACCCAUCGCACCCCAAGUGGACGAAGGAUCGGUGUUCAUGGCCCCAUCCCAUUCCACCGCGUCCUCGAAGAAGGCGACGUCGUCCAUCAAGCCGAUGCGCACCCCCUACAGACUUAGCCAUCUUCCACCCCACACGUCCAAGCAGCCGCCGGUCGGUGCCCUCGCCUUGGAACCCCCUACAACUGCGGGCUCAAAGCGGAAGUCAGCUUCCGCCAGCACCACCUCGCCCUUGCGAAACCACUCUCUUACCCCGCUCAACCUCACGAGCUUUAAGCCCGGCGGGUUCGAGUGCCUAGCGCCGCUGCCAGCGCCCAAGUUCUCGGGUCGCAAGCCGCUCACCGAAUAUGAGGCGGACGCCCAUAUGUCGCGCCACGCGAAGGAGCUGAAGAAGUUGCGUCUUGAAGGGCUCAGCGACGACUCGGGAUGCGAGAUGAAAGAAGACGAUGAGGGCCACGCGCUCUUUUUUGCUCCAAAUCGAGGAGCGGACGCGGAUGAUGAGGCGAAGGCCGUUUCCCCGGAUGGACAUGUUACCAAACGUGCCCGUUCGAAAGCGAUCCCGGGCGGCACACGAGCGCCGUUGGUUCAGAUUGGCAAUGAGACUGGACGCUUCAAAGUACCCGCCGCAAGGUCGUCUUCGUUGCGACGACGCUCUCAUGGGCGCAUGUCCUCGGCAUCUUCGGGAGAAGGUCCUCCUCCGUCGUCUGCAGCUCGGCGUCGCACUAUGGCUUUGCCGCCUCGCAAGCUGGAGCGCGUUGAAUCUGCGACUCUCUUCUUCGGACCCGCCAUUCCCCAGCCAAAGAAAUCACAUCCGCAAUCGGAGAACGUGCUAUCAAGCAACUCGGGCAUCGCCUCCCACCGUCGUAGCCAGACGGGCCCUGCCCUCGACAAUUGGACAAAGGCGCGCUCGCGUUCUCCUUCGCCUCGCUCCUCGCCACAAUCUGUCCCCCACGAGUUCUCCUCUGGCGGGUCAGAGUUCGACGAUGACGAGGAAAUGUUCUUCAACGGCCCGGCGAUACAGCCGUUCGCCUUCAGCGUCACCCAAAACACUCCGCCCCCAAAGUUGGUCACGAAGUUCAAGCCUCGCGACUCUGGUAUCGGCCUGAGCGAUGACGACAGCUUCAACUUCGGUCCACCGCGCACUAGCGGUAGCUACAUGAACGCCAUUCCUCGGGCAUCGAACAGUGCCAGCACGAUCAACUCGGACAGUGAUGAUGCCCUCAUCACUCCUGGGGUUGGCCCUGGCGCCGGAUCCGGUUGGCCCGAGGCGCAUAUCGUCGUAACCGGGACGGAGGAACACGAAGGCGCCUCUGGCGGGCCCGACGUCGAUGCAUUCAUCCAGCGAACUCUGGCAGGGGCGGGCAAGGCAGGCUCUGACGGGCCCAAGAAAGCGCCUGGCACGCCUGUCAAAAAGCUGCGCCAGUUCAACGGCAGCCGGCCGUGGCGCAGCGCGGUGGCGAAUAAGGUUGGGUUCAGCUUCGAUACCGAGAGCAAGGGCAAGAACAAGAAGACAACGACGAACAAGCCUCGCAAGAGCAUGCCUGCCGCCUUCCCUCCGCCUCGUCUCGAUAGCGACUCGGAGGAUGACCAGGAGAGCCCCAGCAAGCGCGGCAAGUACUCUGGCGUCGGCAUGGGUCGGCCCUCGGCUAUCCCGCGCACGCGCUGGCUUACUCGCCGAAGCAGCAGCGGUUUGUUCAACAGUGGUAGCGAGUUAGGGACGCCCACCAGGGCUUCAGAUCUUCAACUCCCCACCCGCUCUCCGCUGUUCAGCACCUUCCGGCGCUCUCCGUGCCGGACCUCGUCCAGCGGUUCACAAUCGUCCAUGACAAGCAUGGCGUCGCCGACGCUGCGCUUCCCGACGCCCUUCGGCAUCCUCCGGCCGUCGUCUCGCUCCAGCGUGCGCUCCCGCCAGCCGUCUGGGGAGAUGAACAGUUACGAGCAGCCCGGCCGUUUCGAUCGUGAUUUUGAGGAGAUCGCGGAGGUUGGGAGUGGCAACUUCGGCAAGGUCAUCAAAGUGCGCUCCAAAUUCUCGUUCGGCAACACCGUCUUCGCUGUCAAGAAGUCGAAACCGUACGAGGGCACCAAGCACAGGCAACGGCUCCGCGAGGAGGUUGACAUUCACGAGCAUAUAUCGCAGGCUCUCGCGAUGGCUGGCCAGACUGCGCACCCGAACAUCGUCGCCUACAUCGACAGCUGGGAGGAGGAAGGGACCUUGUACCUCCGGACGGAGUUUUGCGAGGGCGGCAACUUCGCUCACUUCCUGCGGGAGUACGGACGCCACUACCCUCGCCUGGAUGAAGGCCGCGUGUGGAAGGUCCUCGCCGAGAUCAGCAACGGUCUGGCCUUCAUCCACGCGUGCGGUGUCAUUCACCUAGAUCUCAAGCCGGAGAACAUCCUGAUUACGGGCGAAGGCCGCUUCAAGAUCACCGACUUCGGUAUGGCUACCGAGUGGCCUCGCCCGCCUGAGAAGAGCGUGGGCUUCGAACGCGAAGGUGACAAGUUAUACUUGGCUCCUGAGAUCCUUCGCGGUGCCUACGGCAAGCCUUGCGAUAUCUUCAGCUUGGGCAUCACUAUGCUGGAAACCGCGGCCAACAUCAUUCUGCCAGACCAGGGCGAAUCUUGGCAAAGACUGCGCCAGGAGGACUUCGAGCAAGUGGAGUGGACCGGAAGUCGGGAGCUCCUGCAUAUCAUCGGGCGGAUGAUGUGCACCGACCCGGAUGAACGUAUCGAUGUAGAAGCGCUGGUCGCGCACCCCAUCGUGUCCCGUGCGCGGCAGGCCAUGGAAGACGCGCUGGCGCGUGCAGUUCAAGGAAAGGAGCCGUUCUUCGCAUCCUCGCCGCUCGCAGGAGCGCCGCCUGGUUUCUUGGAGGAACUCCUCGCAGAUACCAUGGACGACGCGAUGGACCUCAGCUUCUGA
Molecule: messenger RNA, 3189 nt
Organism: Schizophyllum commune H4-8
Lineage: Eukaryota; Fungi; Basidiomycota; Agaricomycetes; Agaricales; Schizophyllaceae
Exons: 7
Coding region: 1-3189 (1062 amino acids)
Biological process (GO): protein phosphorylation
Molecular function (GO): protein kinase activity; ATP binding
Source: RefSeq, a predicted model, not a curated record